Molecule: messenger RNA, 1475 nt
Organism: Phasianus colchicus (ring-necked pheasant)
Lineage: Eukaryota; Metazoa; Chordata; Aves; Galliformes; Phasianidae
Source: RefSeq, a predicted model, not a curated record
CCACAACGCUCACACACUUCUCUGCUUGUUCCCCCAGGAUUCACUCGCAGAAUCUUGCUGGUGGGCAAGAUGGGGAGUGGGAAGAGUGCGACAGGGAACACCAUCCUUGGAGAGAACAAAUUUAAAUCUGGCUGUUCAUUCGACGAGGCAACCCAAGUGUCCGAAGUUCAGGAAGGCAGCUUUCGUGGUAGAAAAAUUCUUGUUAUCGACACUCCUGUUGUUUUUGACAGUAUGGAUAUCAGUAGAAGAACAGCAGAUAAGAUUAAGAAUGGUCUUAGAUGCAUGAAUGAAGGUGUCCAUGCCAUCAUCCUGGUGAUGCGGCUGGGUCAAAUCAGUAAAGAUGUAGAGCAAGUCAUUGAGUGGCUGUCCAGAAUUUUCCAUACUGAAGGAGAGAGGUAUACAAUCCUGUUAUUCACCCGAGCAGAUGAGCUGACGGAUCCAGGAGAUGUGAUAAAUUUUAUACAAGGUAGCUAAUUCCUCAGAGGUUUGGCAGCAAAGUACAGAAAUCGGUACAUCGCUUUCAACAACAAAGCCACAGGAGAGGCGAGGGAUCAGCAGGUUGCAGAGCUCAUCGACAUGAUAGAUGCCAUGGUAGAGGAGAAUGGUGAUGGUCCGUGUUACACACAAGAAAUGCAGGAUAAAGCCAUAGAAAACUUUUUUUCACAUUUUUAUUGUACCCAGUAAUCAGGGGUUUGGUCAAAGAGCAGACGUCUCAUUUGUUGUGGCAUUCCUGCUGCCUCUGCAGUGUGAUGCAGGUGUAGCAGUGUGCUCCUUCCUGCCCUCAGCAUUCUGCAAUGGACUGGCCUUAUGCCCAAGGCCUUGCUCAGAACUAAUAACACUAUCCUGCUAAAUACUAUGACUAUGAGCUAAUCAUCUCACAGCCCAUGACUCCCUUGAGCUCUAAUUCCGAGAAAAGAUUGCAAUUUUUUCCAAUAUGGAGAAGCUUGAGUGACUGUACUGAUGGGAUGGAUUAUGUGGAGUAUUUAUUGAGAGUAACCUACUGGGAUAUUUGCCUCUUAAAAGAAGAAUAGGAUUGAACGAACCUCCGAGGUGGAAUGAAGUGAAUAUGCAAAGAGUCUGUUCCAUGAUGGUCCGUCAAGCAGCAUUAAGACCUGCAAAAUGUAGAUUGUUAGCAGCACCAGAGGAGCUUUAUAGGCCAGGUACAAGAGGUCCAGCACAAAAGGUGGAGUGAGGUGUAAAACUCUGCAUCCCGGCUCUGUGACAGGAUUGCAGGGAUGGGAGCUUGGUGCUACCGUGGAACUGAGAAACGGCAUAGCAGUCAUCCCGAGCUGGCAGCUUCUCAAAUUUCUGUCACACAGUUGCAACAGAGAGAGCUAAGAUUAGUACCACUCCACCUGACAGUAAGGAAAUAGUAUAAGAAUAGCUCAACUGAGAAGGAAUUUUGGGGAAGAUACAAUUGCAGACAAGUUGGAAGAUCAACGCUGACUUCCAGGACCAGCUGAUGGGCUCAGCUC